Molecule: messenger RNA, 2099 nt
Organism: Nerophis ophidion (straightnose pipefish)
Lineage: Eukaryota; Metazoa; Chordata; Actinopteri; Syngnathiformes; Syngnathidae
Product: E3 ubiquitin-protein ligase KCMF1-like
Exons: 7
Coding region: 192-1442 (416 amino acids)
Biological process (GO): synaptic signaling
Cellular component (GO): plasma membrane
Molecular function (GO): zinc ion binding
Source: RefSeq, a predicted model, not a curated record
UGCCAUCUCGCGGCUGUCUGAGUGCGCAUCAGAGCAGUGACACAGCAGCAGGAGGGGGCAGCACAGCGGAUCCUUCAUGAGGGAAGAGGCCAGGGACAGCCAGGCAGCCCCGGCUUCUCCUCUCCAUACUCACAGGAUUCUUUCCUUUUGCAAGUCAGGCCCGAGCUCGGGGCCGCCUGUGGCUUCGUAGGAUGUCCCGUCAUGAAGGCGUGAGCUGUGACGCGUGUUUAAAAGGCAACUUCCGAGGGCGACGCUACAAAUGUUUGAUCUGCUACGACUACGACCUGUGCGCAUCGUGCUACGAGAGCGGCGCCACUACCACCAGACACACCACGGAGCAUCCCAUGCAGUGUAUACUAACCCGUGUCGACUUUGACCUGUAUUACGGCGGAGAAGCCUUCUCGGUGGAGCAGCCACAGGCCUUCACCUGUCCCUACUGUGGCAGGAUGGGCUAUACGGAGAUGUCCCUGCAGGAGCACGUGGCUGCAGAGCACACUGAGACCUCCACCGAAGUGAUCUGUCCCAUAUGUGCAGCGCUCCCAGGCGGUGACCCGAAUCACGUGACUGACGAUUUUGCUGCUCAUCUAACACUUGAACACAGAGCACCCAGAGACUUGGACGAGUCGAGCGGUGUGCGACACGUGCGGCGGAUGUUCCACCCCGGGCGUGGACUGGGAGGUCCUCGGGCUCGGCGGUCCAACAUGCACUUCACCAGCAACACCACAGGGGGGCUCUCGAGCAAUCAGACCUCUUCUCAGAGCUCUAACUACAGCAGGGAGGCCAUGGACCCCAUUGCAGAGCUCCUAUCCCAGCUUUCGGGCGUACGCCGCUCGGCGGGGGGCCAGCUUAGCUCAGGCCCCUCGGCCUCGCAGCUGCAGCAACUCCAGAUGCAACUCCAGCUCGAGCGCCAGCAGGCUCAGGCGGCGCGGCAGCAGCUGGAGACGGCGCGAAACGCCACGCGGGGGGGCGGCCCCGUCAACGCCAUCCUCAACGCCAACUCGGCCGGGACCAACCCCAACCCCAACCUGAGCGCCAACCACAACAGCAACACCAGUCCCAGCCCAGGCCCCUCAGAGGGCCACUCGCAGCACACGGCGCACAGCUCACAGUUUCUACUCAGCAGGUUGAGUGAACCGCGGCUGUCUGAGGCGGAGCGCCAGCUGUGCGAGGCCCAGUGGGCCGACAGGAGCCUAUUUGUGACGGAGCUGCUGCUGUCCACGCUGCUGCCCAACGACGACGACUCCUCCGAGGACGAGGACAACUGUCCCGGCUCGUUGCGGAACUUCGCCGACUUCCAGUCCAUGGGGUGUGUGGAGGUCAUGACGCUGGACGUGGCCCUGGAGAACCUCAACCUCAAAGAGACGGCGCCGCCUGCUAAGACGGCCAAAACGGCUACGAAAACAACACCGGCCAAAAAAGAGCCGCCCGCCCCACCCCUUUGAUGACACGGUCCCGCCCUUUCCCGUAAGCACCGACGUAACCAAGACUGCGGUUCUUUUUUGGCUUUUUGGUUUUAUUAGUGUUUUUAUUCCUCAGUGAUUUCGUCAUUUCAGCUUCUGUGGCGCCGCCCCUCCAUGUUGUGUACGUCGAAUAAAAGUAGCGAGACCAGCGAAUGGGAAAGAGAAUUCUAUAAAUAUAUUAUUAAAACAAAUCUAUAUGAAAGUUGAUAAUCAGGAAGUCCAGUGUGGCCCCCUGCUGGCUGCACACUGAACUUGUAUUAAUAUUCACCCCAGCUAACAAGCAUGAGCUUCAAACAUCACAGUGACCAAAAGGGAGCGCUAUUCUACUCAUCCCACACGAUCGUCUGCUGCAGGCCCUCCCUUUCCUGUCGUGGGUCACAUGAUCCUGCUGUCUAAGACUGACACUGACAUGGCAUAUCCGGUGUCCCACCUGUGCACACUAACACGUGACAAACGACCAUUGACUGAACUUGGGAAGACGUUGGUCGUCACCGUCACAACCAUCCUGUCAUCAAUUGACUUUGAGGAGGGAAUCCUGUGCGCUCUUUUCGGUAACUUUCAGCCUCCACUGAUAAUACGUAAAGAAUACAAUGUAUGCCACGUGCAGGUGAAAUAAACCUUUGAGUUUGGAGGACAAUA